GCAGGUAUAUAAGGCAGUGGCCCUUCCGAUCCCGGCAGCAUUUCGUAAGUAACCUGUCAGCAAUUCUUUGAUCUCCUGCAUCUCGUCAUCAAUCUCUUGCAAGUCUCCAUCCAUUGCAAUCCAAUAUGGCCGAAGAAAUCCCCAAGAAGUGCAUCGGCGGCGUGGUCGUGAACGAGGGCCCCGACUUCCACCUCGAGGUCCAGGAGAUCGAUGUGCCAGAGCCAAAGGACGAUGAGCUCCUUGUCCGACUCAAUGCCACCGGCCUCUGUAUGUCCGAUGUGCACUUCAUGUUGAACGACUGGGCCCUCCCGCCCAUGUCCCAUUUCGGCACAAAGUGCGCCGGGCACGAGGGCGCUGGUGUCGUGGUCAAGAUCGGGUCCAAAGUACAGGGCUGGAAGCUCGGCGAGCGCGUGGGCAUCAAGCCGAUCGCAGACGUCUGCCACAACUGCGAGCAGUGCUGGAACGGCCGCGAGAACUACUGCGCUGGUGCCAUCUACACCGGCCUGAUGUCGACGGGCACAUACCAGCAAUAUGUGACCUCCCCCGCCAUCUACACCUCCCGCAUCCCCGACGGCGUGCCUGACGAAGUCGCCGGGCCGAUCAUGUGCUCCGCAUCCACCACUCACCGCGCCCUCAUCGAUUCCGGCCUCAAGCCCGGCAACUGGGUUGUGGUCCCCGGUGGCGGCGGUGGUGUCGGUAUCCAGGGUGUGCAGCUUGUCAAGGCCAUGGGUAUGCGCGCCAUCGUCGUCGAUGCCGGCUCAAAGGAGCAGAUGUGCAGGGAAAUGGGCGCCGAGGCGUUCGUUGACUUCACAAAGGAGAAGGAUGUCGCGGCGAAGGUGGUGGAGAUUGCAGACGGUAUUGGUGUUCACGGCGUGCUCGUGACCGCUUAUCAAGCCUACAAACAGGCAAUGGACUACUGCGCCAACCGAAUAGGCGCCAAGAUCAUGUGCAUCGCCCUGCCUCCCUCCGGCCUCCUCGAAAUCGGCGCCGAGCCAUCGCGCUUCAUCUUCAAGCACCUGCACGUCAUCGGCACGCUCGUCGGCACCAUGCAAGACACCGCUUCUUGCCUCGAGUACGCGCGACGAGGUCUGCUCAAGAAUGUCGCCGAGGUGCGCGGCCUGUCUGAGUGGCCAGAAGCGGUUCAGCAAUUGAAGGAUGGCAAGAUCGUGGGCCGUAUCGUUAUUGACUUCAACAAGAAGUAGAAGAUACGGAGUGCUGUGGAGAAGACAAGUGUAUUUGUCUCCAAACUCAGGAGUGUAAAUAGGUGACAACAAUCAUA
Neohortaea acidophila is the source of this 1279-nucleotide messenger RNA. Its product is annotated as chaperonin 10-like protein. Gene Ontology annotation, molecular function: oxidoreductase activity; zinc ion binding. The coding region runs from base 126 to 1202 and encodes 358 amino acids. The transcript is spliced from 5 exons. The record is from RefSeq and is a predicted model, not a curated record. Lineage: Eukaryota; Fungi; Ascomycota; Dothideomycetes; Mycosphaerellales; Teratosphaeriaceae.